Molecule: messenger RNA, 1902 nt
Organism: Pocillopora damicornis (cauliflower coral)
Lineage: Eukaryota; Metazoa; Cnidaria; Anthozoa; Scleractinia; Pocilloporidae
Biological process (GO): isocitrate metabolic process; NADP+ metabolic process
Cellular component (GO): cytosol; mitochondrion; peroxisome
Molecular function (GO): NAD binding; isocitrate dehydrogenase (NADP+) activity; magnesium ion binding
Source: RefSeq, a predicted model, not a curated record
ACCCAGCUUCUUUGCGGUUUGUUUUCAGUUUCCGGGCCUCAGGUAUCGAAGGAUGGCGGCAAUUGUGAGACGCUCUCCAAAUUUUCUUUUUGGAGCACGCAGUACAUUGCGAGCUCUCGUUUCUUCUCCUUCGUUCGAGACUCACAGGCAGCAAAAGAACUUUUGCCAUCAUGGACACACAAAAAUCAAAGUGGAUGGGCCUGUUGUUGAGAUGGACGGCGAUGAGAUGACUCGUGUGAUAUGGACAAUGAUUAAAGAUAGGCUCAUUAAACCAUAUCUGGAUCUGGAUAUAAAAUACUAUGAUCUUGGUUUGCCACAUCGAGACGAUACAGAUGACAAAGUAACAGUUGAAGCUGCUGAAGCCAUCAAGCAUUACAGUGUAGGAAUUAAAUGUGCAACCAUCACUCCAGAUGAGGAGAGGGUUAAAGAGUACAACCUGAAAAAAAUGUGGCGAAGUCCUAAUGGCACCAUUCGAAACAUCCUUGGUGGUACUGUAUUCCGUGAACCAAUCAUUUGCCAGAAAGUUCCCAGACUGGUCCCUGGAUGGGAAAAGCCAAUUGUGAUUGGAAGGCAUGCUCAUGGUGACCAGUAUCGUGCAAGAGAUUUUGUUGUGAAUGGACCAGGAGUGUUUGAAAUCUCCUACAGACCUGCUGAUGGGAGUGAAAAGCUGACCACUGAGGUGUUUGAGUUUACAGGGACUGGAGGUGUCACCAUGGGCAUGUAUAACACUGAUGAGUCCAUCAGGGAUUUUGCUCACAGUUGCUUCCAAUAUGCAUUGAGUAAAGAAUGGCCCCUGUAUAUGAGCACCAAGAAUACAAUUCUCAAGAAGUAUGAUGGCAGAUUUAAGGAUAUCUUUGAAGAGAUUUACGAAAGGUAUAAUGGUAUUUGGUGUUUAUUCUUGGUUUCUUCCUCCCUUCAGUCAAGCAAUGAGCAGUAGUAUUAUAAAUUUAUUUCCUCUGUAAAAUUAUUUAAUGGGGAUGUCCAAUCUGAUACACUGGCACAAGGCUUUGGUUCCCUUGGUCUUAUGACAAGUGUAUUAGUAUGCGGUGAUGGCAAAACAAUAGAGGCUGAGGCAGCCCAUGGUACUGUGACAAGACAUUACAGGGAGUACCAGAAGGGAAAUGAGACAAGUACCAAUCCCAUUGCCAGUAUUUUUGCAUGGACUCAAGGUUUACGUCACAGAGCAAGACUAGACAAGAAUGCUGAGCUCAAAAAGUUCUGCAAGGCUCUUGAGAAGGCAUGUGUUGAUGCUGUUGACAAUGGUCAUAUGACUAAAGAUCUUGCUGCUUGUAUCUAUGGACUUAGCAAUGUAAAGCGGGACCAGUACUGCUCAACUGAACAGUACUUUGAUGCUGUUGAGAAGCAACUUCACAACCUUUAUCAACCUCCUGCAUGAUGAUGAGUCAGCCAUAAAAGUUCCUGCUACAGAUAAUCCUUUAGGCUGAUAAUACAGUGGCAGAUUUAGCCCUGUAAUUGUGUUCAUUAUAAUUUAGGACAGACCUAGUUCCAAGCUAUUGCUUACUAUACAAUUUUCUUUGAGAUGAGUGUGACUAUCACUAAUGUAUUUUUUUGUUAAAAACUGGCACUAAUCAGUUCAAUUUUACUAAUGUAUUUUGCACACGGGCGCUUGCCUGAGCCUUCAUAUUACGAUUAUUCUGUGGUCAAGCCAGUCAAGUCCUAUCCUUUCAGUAUCAGUUGCAAAUUCUUGCAUAUGUAAUAUGCUGUGUGGUGAAUGUGAGUGCCAAUAACGUAUCUUUUACUUGUGAUCUGAAACAAGCUGCCAAAAAUUUUUGUAAGCGUACUCUGUAGUUAGGACUCAAAAUUUCUAUAGUGUGGAUAAUAUGUGGUUUAUUGUAUGUACUUGCAAAAUAGAAAAUAAAGUUGCUAUGAUUUUAAAAGUGA